Messenger RNA from Funneliformis geosporum, 321 nucleotides. The record is from the annotation of a GenBank genome assembly. Lineage: Eukaryota; Fungi; Glomeromycota; Glomeromycetes; Glomerales; Glomeraceae.
AUGAGCGAAGAGCUUAAAAAGGUUUUCUUUGAUGGUUUAUCACUCAGCAAUAAAAAGGACGCAAUCAGAUUUGGAACUGAGAGACCCUUCGAUGAAUUGGGAUUAGAGCAGGACGAUGAUUCGGUAGAAGAUUUUUAUAAGAAGUACAAGGAGUAUAUAAAGCUUUCUAGAUGGGAUGAAGGUCAGAAUAAAAAUCAAUUUAUUCGUGGACUCUCAUCUGCAAAUCAAUUCGAAGUAAGAUUAUGUAGAUUAAAUCAUCCUUUAGAUGAACUAAUAGAUAGACUGGUUAAACUUGAAGUGUUAGAAAGUCAUACUAACUAA